This is a messenger RNA of Nezara viridula (southern green stink bug), 7656 nucleotides long. Lineage: Eukaryota; Metazoa; Arthropoda; Insecta; Hemiptera; Pentatomidae. The record is from the annotation of a GenBank genome assembly.
CUCACCGUAGUCUACGCCUAUGGUCCAUUCCAUCAUACUGCGAGAAUAGUAUUUGUUCUCGUUUUCGUUGUUGAAAAUGUACCUCAUCUUAAGAUCAACAUUAAUUUAAGUUAUGAAGAAAUCAGUACUCAUAUGUUAACAUAUACUCGAUUCUUAUUUUCAAAAAAAAUAUUUAAUAAUCGAUUUUCACCAAUGAUUCGCCAUCGAUAUUUUUCUGUUCUUUGUUACGAGAUCCUACACAAUAGAAGAUAUCUUUCUUGCUUGAUGAAUCUUUCAUUUGGAAUAUUUUAGAACUGGAGACAAAGAUAAUUACCGUCUCUCCCAAACUACCUGAAAACAAUGCUUAACCUACCCAGAACAGAAUUUGGGAAGUUAAUCCCUUGAAAGUGCAUAUGUCACGUGGCACACAUGAGCCCACACACUUACCUGGUCCCAAAUGCACCGUUACUAGUCACAGCCUUUUGCAUGAAGCAUUGUCUAUUUCAGUUUGCACAGUCCGCUCACUACUCUCUGGUCACUCUUGGAGUACGCAUCGUCAGGCACUCUCAUAUUCAUAUAGGUGUUUGACUUGGCACUGUUUGCCAACAUCGUUUUUAACAUCGCUGCUGGUAGUCUUCCUGUAACUGCUCCUCUUCUUCGCCUUACUUGGAAGUGUGCUGGAUCCAUAAAAGAUGUCCACAUGUAAGAGAUUAUUGCCAUGCCGUAGGGAAAAGCGGAAGAUUGUCAUUCAUCGUAGAAGUCCUCCAGAAUUGGAACAAAACGCAGGCAUGAGCUCAGCCCAUUAUUCUCUCCGGUGGAACAACCACCAGAGCCACAUCCUCGCAGCGUUCGAUACCCUCCUCCAAAAUGAAGCACUCGUGGACGUCACCCUGGUCUGCGAGGAGACCACCUUCAAAGCACACAAGGUUGUCCUGUCCGCCUGCAGCCCAUAUUUCCAGAGGAUAUUCUCUGAGACACCAUGCAAACACCCUGUCAUUGUGCUCAAAGAUCUUAAGGGUUGGGAAGUUCAGGCCAUCAUUGACUUCAUGUACCGAGGAGAGAUCAGUGUUGGCCAAGAUCAGUUGGGCGCCCUAAUGAAAGCCGCUGAGUCGUUACAGGUGAGAGGUUUAGCUCACACUGAAAGGAUUCCUGUUUGUGGGAAUGACAAGGAAACUGGACGGGAGAGGUACUCUCCUCAGCAGAAUUAUGAUUCCAGGCUGCCCACACUCCCUCAUCUUCCUAAUAUCUCCUUCACCGAAGGUCGACACUGCUCGUCGCCACUGCCAAGGAGGAAGCAGGCUCGACCACGAAGAAGAUCUGGUGAUGCAAGUGGACCCCAGGAUCUGAGAACUAAAAGUCCCGAACCAAGGAAUUCUGAGACCGCAGAAAAUUUGAGUAUGAAAAAACAAGGGAGACAAGGAACUACACCAACUCCUCCUCAAGUCAAUAUGAAAAUGGAAAGUGAUGACUCUCAACCUCCAGAUUCAAGUCAAAAUCAACCUGUUGAAUUGACUACUGUUCCUCAAGAGCCAAGAAUAGAUUUCAACAAUACAGAAUCUAUGGGAAUGCACCCUCCUCAUCAUGACUCUCCUAUUGAAAAUUCAUUUCCUCAUCUAGCUUCGAUCUCCGCCCUUUCUCUGACACCACCUCACAGAUUGUUCCCUGGUAUGGAUAAUUGUCGAAACCCAUUACUCAAUGAUCUCUCAGAACAAAGGCUUGACAAUCACAUUUCAAGCAAAAAGAAAAUGGGACGACCUAAAGGCCAGCACAGUGCUCCUAGGGGAGGUCCACCGCGAUCUUGGACUAAUGCUGAACUAACAGAAGCUCUGCAACAUGUCUGGAACAAAAAAAUGACAACCUCUCAAGCUUCUCGAAUUUUCGGUAUACCAUACAACAGCUUAUUGAUGUAUGUCAGAGGAAAAUAUGGAAAAUCGCUUAAACUUGAACAAUUGAAAAAAGAGUGCUUUGGCGAACUCGGUGGCCCUUUAGAUCUGCUUGGGUUAGGUAAUAUUUCUAAUAACAACAACCCGACAAAACCAAAGAUGCCUGAACCGGACCUGAUGCUCGGACCGCCUGGGUUCAAUCCUGGUCCUUAUCCCACAACUAAUUUUUAUCCUGACUUUGGAGCUUCAUUUCCUGUGCCAGUGGGAAUGGUACAUCUCCUUCCUCAAUCUGAAAAGAAUAGAGAGCCUGUGGAUUUUGCUAAAGAAGAAUCAAGAGCGACACCAAUGGAAUACCCAAAAGAGGAACUUCGAAAUUCUCCCAUGGCCUUAGAUUUUGUUAAGGAAGAAGCACAUGGGAACAACUGCAUUGAAAAUGAGGAGUCUAACAGUCCUCGUGGAAGAGAAAUACAACAAGCACAGAAUGGUCAGGAUUGACACACAAUACCUAGAUAUUAAAUAAAAACCCUACUUUUUUCUAUAUUUAAGAUAAUGUAAUAUAUUUGGUUAUUCUGUUAAUGUAGGGUUUUUAGCUGUGUACACUUGUUUUUCUUUGAAUUUUCCUAUAAAAUUAUUAUACAUUUGCAGGAAAUUCCUUUAGUGAAUGAAACAAAUGAAUUAACAUAAGGACUUAUAUGGAAUUUUUUUUCCGAUAUGUUGCUUUAUUUGUUUUGAAUUUGUUACUUAAAAUGUGAGAAUUCUUUGAUGGAGUGUGAAGUUCUCUUGGCGGUGAGAAACUGAUAAUUUAAAUACAGAAGACUGACUGAAACAUGCCAAUGUUCUAAGAGUAUUUUUAAUGUAUAUUUCAUACACCUUCUGUUUCUCUUUUAUAUAUGAAUACAUAAACUCAGUUCUUUUAAUUUUAUUAAUUUCUUUUUUAGUUUAAUAAUAUACUACUACUACAAACAGUUCCUGCAAACAGAUUUAUACCAAAUAAGAUUUAAUUUAUAGUAAAUAUAUAUUAAAUAGGAACAGGUUACUAGUAGAUUAGUCGGCACAGUAUUUAACAGUAUUGACCUCAUUCGAAUAAGGAGACUUGAUGAUUUCCUUCAUUUGAAAGGUUUUAUAUAUUUGGUGUGGCAAAGUCUGUAUGAUUAAGGGACUAAGGACUGUAAUGGUGCAGUUGGGCACGUUUUGUGCAACAACAUUUGUGAUUAGUACACAAAGGAAAGUUAUAGGAGGUAACUUAUUAGGUUAAGAAACAACCCAAAAUAAUACUGGGUUCGUGAUAUGGCAUUAUUGUUAAAUAUUCUCUUGUUAUGUUCUUAUAAAUGUUUUCGCUUUUAUUUUUUUGUUAAAGAAAAAAAUCCCCUUUUGAAGAUUGUUUUUUUGUCAACAUUCCCUUAAGAGAUUUGAGGGUAUACGAAUUUCAGAAUGAAAGAUAAACAUACGACGGAAUAGGACUAAAAUUUUCCUCAAAAAUUUAGUUAUAAUUAGUAAUUAAAAAAAAAAUACUGAAAGCACCAAAAUUUAAUGUAUGCACUUUAAUCUGCACUUGUAUAAAAUUUAGGCCAAGAAAAUUUUAGAUCUAAUUAGAUAAAUGAUUUUAGAAAUUUUCCAAUGUAUAAAAAAAAAUAUUCUAUCAAUUUACUAUUUGUUCAAAAUCAAACAAUAUUAACGGAAUCAUGUAUACAGUUGUUAAUAUAAUAUUUUAGAAAACGCUGUUUGAUAUUUUUACAGCUACAAAAAUAACACUUUGCAGGGUCAGGUAUCUCUAUCGGGAUAUAGCCUUUUACAAUAGAUACAGGUACAUAGAUUAAGUUUAUCAUUGUCGGUUGAUUUGUUUACAAUUUACAUUGGUUACUGCUCUUUUUCAAUAAUAUACACAAUAUGGGAUAGUUCUUUUAAAUAAUAAUUACCUUGUGAUAUUUUAAAUAGCUUCGCAACAAGAAGGAUACUACCUUGAACACAUUUUAUAUUUUAUAAAUAAAAUAAGAAGGAAAUAUAUUACAUAUAUAAUCGGCAGUAAUCUAUGUGAAUUACGUAUUGAUGCUCAUAUCAAUCAAAUCUCCCAUGCUACUUCAAAAUACCAUUGUACAGUUGUUUAUAUAAAAUUUAUGUAUUAUCUAUAAAUAUAUAUGUUAUCAUCUGUUUGUAAAUGUUCUACAGGCUUCCAAAUAGUUAUAGAGUUAGAUUAGUGUAUAACCUAAAUUCAGUAAGAAUGCUUGUCCUUGUACUGAUACAUACAGAUAAUUAAUUGGACUAAAUAAUAUAUAUAUAAAUAUAUAUACACCUGGCUAUUUAAUUAAAAAACCAACAAUAGGUGUUUGGAAAGGUAUUCUGUGUACAGUAUAUUAGUUUUUCAGUAAAUAUUUAAAUAUAUAUAUAUAAAGGAUGUUAUGUUUAUUUUUUUCUGCAUGUCAAAAAGUAUGAGUACCAAAUUGUAUGAUUAAUAAAAAAGAAGGGGGUGGAAUGUAAGGGUAAUUAUUUAGAUUAUUAAUCAAAAGGAAGGCAUUUGCAUAAUUCGAAAACUCAAAUCUUCAUAUAUUGGUACUGUUAAAUCUCUUUUUGUUUGGUUCUUAAUAAUUGGCCAGUGCCACAAUUAAUAGAUAAUACCAGUAUAAAGACAAAUAAGAAUGUUAGUCUGAUGAAUAUGUUUUUGAAGCAAACAGACUUUUAAGCUUGGGAAAAAAUAAAAGUUACUGUGAAUUUGGUUUUAAAACAUUUUUUAUAGAGGAUAUGGAAACUUUUUUACAUUUAUUGUUUUUAAUUGAGAAAAGAAAAUCCAUCAAUGAAUUAAUUUUACUCAUAAAACAUUAGUAGCGCCUUUCGUCGUAAAAUUCAAAUUAAUAUUCCAUUGAGAGAUAUUCUUUUGUCUACUUACUUCACUAAAUUUUAACUUUAGACCUGACUGACUAGUGGUACAUAAAGUUCAUCUGACAAUUAGAUUCCAGAUAUUGGGGAAGGGCGAACAAAAUGUCAUAAUUUUGUAUCAGUAAAUUCUAAAACCAGUCAUGAUCAUUUACAAUAACCACAACUGAGAGAAAGGAUACUUUACUAAUUUAUGUGGCACAUAUCUUGUUUAUUUUAUAUUAAACUAUUUAUUUAUUUGUUUUUUAACCUAAGAUUUUUACUAGAACAUUUUUUAAAGAUUUGAUUUCUGAAAAUGAUUCUUAAUCUAAAAAUUACUACAUUCCACCAAUAAAUAUUUAUUUUUGUACAUGUAUAACAAAAGUUUUUUAAAUAUACAUUAAUUAUAGUAAAUAUUACUACAACUAAAAUGUAUUUAAGAGGUAUCCUUCUAUAUUAUGUAAUUUGAUUUAUAUUCAGAAGUUUUAUUAUCCGUAGGUAUUGUUGCAUUACUUAAGAUUGGAUCUUAUUUUUUAAAAUGUGCAAUAUUACUCCUUAAUUUAAGUUCCAUAAUAUAGGCAUAAAUUCUGAUACAUUAUAUUUAUCUAAAAUGAUUCCUCGAUUUUUGGAACUAUCAAUGCUGUUUACCAAUUACAAGUGUGAUAUUAAGUCUUACAGUAGUCUAAUGAAUAACAAAAUAUCUUGGUAUGGUAACUUGUCCUGGAAUUAGCUUUCGUUAUCUUUCUUUCUAAGAACUUACAUACAUUUUUUCGAUGAAUGAAUGAAUAUAUACCCAUCCAUUUAAGAUUUCUUUUUCUGAUAAUGUAGAAAAUAUAUUGGAAAGUUACAAUGUUACCAUAAAUCUUUUCUUUUUUGUUUUUAUUUUUUUAUUUAUAGCAAUACUAUUUUACUUGGUGCUACUAUUUCUUUAUUUAUUAUCAUUAUUAUUUAAUUAUUUAUUCAAUAUAGAUUUUAUUUAUGCAUAUAAUUAUUUUGUUUCAUUAUUUUUCAUUGUUCUAUGUACAGCUUUGUUUAUUCUUAAUGUUUUUUUGCAAAUUUUAAAUUGUACUAAGUGUUAUAAAACAACCAUAUAAAUAAUUUAGUUGUUUUAGUUAUAAGUGCAAUUUAUACUUUAUUUCUUUGUUUAGUUAUUAUUAUUUCAAAUAGAAUUUAUAUGUGUAUAUUGUUCAUAAUUUAUUAUAAUUUUCAUUUCUAUGGAGUGUUUCUCAGAAUAUGCAGGCUGUGUGAUCGUUAAUGAGAAAAGGGAUUUUGUUGGCAAUAUCUGUUCUGGUAGAUUAGAUUGGUUUAUUUUCAUCAAAUAUGGUAUUAUUAUUACAAAACCAUGUAAUGGAACAUUUCAGAAUGAUGUAAUAUAAUGAAAUAGUUCAUAAAAAUAAGAAUUAUCCGAAUUAUUUUAUUGUCAAUACUAUUUUUAUUUUGUUUAAUUAAAUUUGUUUUUGAUUUUUAAACUCUAGAUUUUAUGAUAUUAGUGUUCAAUCUAAACCAUAUCUUUUAAAUUUUAUUUGUAUCUUCUCUAUUUUUUUCAGUUAAUUUAUUUUAAUUUUGGUAUUGGUUCCUUUAUUUAUUUUUUGUUCAAUGCAGUAUGUCAAUAAAUAAUUUAAUUUGCAUUUUUUUUUUGCCUUUUUUUUAAGUAUUUGUUUUUUUAAAGAGCCAUACCAGGGAAUAAUACCUCAUCCCCGAAACAAUACGUUACUAGUUAUUAAUAACUGCGGUUGAUGAUGUCAGGGCUGCAGAUUGUGUUAUGAGGGAUAGAAUUUCUGUGUCACUGCCCACAUUGUUAAUUUAAAACUGUUACCUCAAAGAUGUGAUUACUUUCUUUUUUUAAAAAAACAAAACAUUUUUAAUAGUCCCUUGAAAGAAACCUUAACAUUAAUUGUAAGCGCGUUUUAUAAGUAUUUUAGGAGACAUAUGAAACUGUUAAAUAAAUUAUUUUAUAUCUUUAUAUUUAUAUAAAUAAAUAAAUAUAUAUGUAAUGUAUAUUAUAUGUAAUAAAUGAAUGUGUGUUUGUACAAAUAGGCCAGAUUCCAAUAGAUUAGAUUUCAGAAUUUUUAUAUUUGUUGAGAGCUAGUUAACUGUUAUUUUCAUUAUUAAAAGGUUUCUUUAAAGGGACAAUUUAUUGUAUAUUUAGGAUCCUUGGUCCUGAUUCCGUAUUUUUUAUGUACUGAGUGUGAUAUUAUAAGUAAGACUGCUACCUCGAUGGUGCAUGCAAGAUUUAUAUGAUUCGGUGCCAGGUUAUACUUGUGGUGCACUCUACUGUUCCUUAUUCUUUUAUUCCUCUAUAAUAUACAAUAUUAAUACAAAGUUUUACAUGUAACUCUCAUAACAGUAGGAAGAUUAAUAAUUAUACAAUGAAUAAUGUAGAUAUAAGUGAUUAAAGGUUGUGUGUUAAUGAGUAAAUGGAUGUCUCUAUUCUCUCUUUUUCAUAAACAAUUAAAACUAAACAUUCCUUAAGGAUUCCAACAUAAAUAUAUAUCAUAUAAAUGUUUCAGAAAAUUUUGUAUCUCAUUGAAACAUUUGUGUUUUGGCAAUUAGAAAUCAAAGAAGUUAAAAUUGUAUAACCUAUGUACAAAUCAAUGUAAGACAACAGAUAUACUGAAUUAUUCACUCGGACAGGGUAGACACAACUUGACAAUUUUAUCCGAAUAUAUAUGUAAAUAUUAAUUGUAUAGAUCUUUAAAAAAAAAAAAAAUACAAAAAACUAUCAAUAGAUGUAAGUUUAAAGUAUAAAAUUGUAAAAUGUAUACAAAAUCAUUUGUCUUGUUAACAUAUUCGUUGUCAGUUGUCAAAAUUAUCUUAUUCGAAUAUUUGUUCUUAAUAAAUUGAUCGUUGGAAUUGUAAAAAAAAUUUACCCUAAUAGAAGUAAUGAACACUGUAUGUAGGAAUUUUAGUUCUGGAAAGAGUUUCAAUAAAGGUAUUAGAAUCAAAA